AUGCCAGAAGCAGCCAGCUUAUUCUUUAGUCGUGGACGCCAUUACUUCGUGUUGGGGGCAUCCAGUAAGGAGGACAAAUUCGGUCAUAAAGUCCUCCAUUGGUAUAUUGAGCAAGAAUUACCAGCAACUCCGAUCAAUCCCAAUGCGACCUCAAAGAUAUGCGGGUUACCCCCUGCUGAUUCAUUAGUUUCAGCAUUGACCUCAUUUAGUGACUCGCAGCAUUCUAGCAUAUCGCUUUCAGUUGUUACCCCACCAGAUAUUUCUUACCAAGAGAUUAAGAAAGCAGCUGAUAGCAACAAGAUAUUUAAAAUAAAGAGCAUAUGGUUUCAACCGGGUUCAUACGAUGAUAAAGUUAUCGAUUUAUGUAAUAGUUUGGGAUACAGUGAAGAUAACAAAAAUCUUAUAUAUAAGGGGGCGUGCAUUUUAAAAUCAGGAGUGAAAGCAAGAGGCUAA
Molecule: messenger RNA, 453 nt
Organism: Brettanomyces bruxellensis
Lineage: Eukaryota; Fungi; Ascomycota; Pichiomycetes; Pichiales; Pichiaceae
Exons: 1
Coding region: 1-453 (150 amino acids)
Source: RefSeq, a predicted model, not a curated record